AUGACGCUAAAACGAAGUACUAUGCUGCUGGCAGUCAUAUUUGCUGCUGUAGCAGGAACCUUGGCUGAUUCGAGCAAUACCUACAGUAGUUACCGACUACCCAAAUCAAUUUCGCCCGAGCAUUACAAUCUACGUGUUUACACACAUCUUGGCGAUGAGCGUGGAUUCGUCUUUCACGGCCAUGUUGCGAUUCGGUUUCUAUGCCACGAGGAUACGGACAGUGUUGUUUUGCAUUCGAAAAAUCUAACCCUGCUCGAACGGCAAGUUUCGUUGCGUGAAGUAAGCAGCGAUGCGCCACAAAAGGCCUUGCCCGAAAUCGACGUAAAGAGCGUAGAGUAUGUAACGCAGCACGAUUAUGCCGUGUUUCAUGUAAGCACACCGCUGAAAAAGGGUGCUCGGUACGAGCUUACCAUCCCGUUCGAGAGUAACCUCGGCACCGGUUUGCUCGGCUACUACCGAAGCAGCUAUCUGGACAAGCGCACCAAACAAAAGAUCUGGCUGGCAGUGACACAGUUCGAGCCAACGUAUGCGCGCCAAGCGUUCCCGUGCUUCGAUGAGCCCGAAAUGAAGGCAACGUUUAACAUAUCCUUGGCACACCACAAGCGAUACGUUGCGCUAAGCAAUAUGCCAGUAAACCGCACAGUGCCGGUGGAUAAUAUGGCGGACUGGGUGUUGGACGAGUUUAACACGACCGUGCCAAUGUCUACGUAUUUGGUGGCGUACACCGUGAACGAUUUCGAAUAUCGCGAAGCAACGACAACGGAACCGGGCGAUGUGGUGUUUAAAAUUUGGGCCCGCCGGGAUGCGAUCGAUCAGGUCGAUUAUGCGCGCGACAUAGGCCCUAGGGUUACGCGAUUCUAUGAAGAUUACUUCCAUCAAAAAUUCCCGCUGCCCAAGAUCGACAUGAUCGCUAUACCCGAUUUCGCUUCGGGCGCGAUGGAAAACUGGGGUCUCAUCACGUACCGCGAGACAGCGCUGCUCUACCAUCCGAACAUCUCCACUGCCAGCAAUAAGCAUCGCGUUGCGUCGGUCAUUGCGCACGAGCUCGCGCACCAGUGGUUUGGCAACCUCGUCACGAUGCGCUGGUGGACAGAUUUGUGGCUAAACGAGGGCUUUGCGACGUACGUCGCUAGUCUCGGGGUGGACUAUUUGCAUCCCGAGUGGUAUUCGCUCGAGGAGGAGUCCGUAUCGAACACGCUGGAUAUUUUCAAAUUUGACGCGCUGCAGUCGAGCCACCCCAUAUCGGUAGAAAUUGGCCACCCGAAUCAGAUAUCGCAAAUCUUCGAUGCCAUCUCCUACGAGAAGGGUUCGAUCGUCAUACGCAUGAUGCACCUGUUUCUGACCGAGGAAACGUUCCGCGAUGGCGUGAGUCGAUAUCUGCGACGGCACGCUUACGGCAACGCGGAACAGGACAACCUGUGGGAGGCCCUAACGGAGGAGGCGCACGCGAACGGUGUGCUGCCCGAUUUUAUCGACGUGAAGAAGGUGAUGGAUUCGUGGACACUGCAAACAGGCUAUCCAAUCAUCACCGUCACACGCAACUACGACGCAAACUCGGCCGAAAUCACGCAAACACGCUUCGUAUCAUCGGAGGUACCGGCGGAACAAAACGUGACGGAUUACUGUUGGUGGAUACCCUUAACGUACACCACCGCCAAGGAGCUAGAUUUCAACGAUACGCUGCCGAAGGGUUGGAUGGAAUGUCACAACGCGAGCGGCAAUGAAAAGCAGGUGAAAAUUAUGGACGAUUUGCCGGAUUCCGAGCACUGGGUGAUAUUUAACAUCCAGCUAGCGGGACUGUAUAAGGUCAGGUACGAUAAGGCUAACUAUCGGUUGAUUAUCGCUCAGCUGAACGGGCCGAGCUACGAUGCGAUCGGUCUGCUGAACCGUGCACAAUUAAUCGACGAUGCAAUGGAUCUCGCCUGGACCGGGCAACAAAAUUACGGCAUUGCUUUCGCCAUGAUCAACUACCUUCGGCAGGAAGCGGAGUACAUUCCAUGGAAGUCGGCGCUUACGAAUCUGAACAGCUUGAACAGAAUACUUAAGCGUACGCCACUGUACGACAUUUUCAAGAGCUACGUCCAGUACAUACUGGAGCCGAUCUACGAACGAUUAGAGGUAUUUAACACGACUAGAAAAUCGACCGACCGACUAGAUGCAAUCAAACAAUUAACGUUGAUUGCCUCCUGGGCGUGCCGGUUCGAGGUAGGCGACUGUGUUAAUCGGUCCGUGGAGCUGUUUGCCCGCUGGAUGAACGAAUCCAACCCGGACGCAAACAACCCGGUCCCGAUAGAUUUGCGGCCAGUAGUUUACUGUAACGCGAUACGCCAGGGCAACGACACGCAGUGGAACUUCCUGUGGCGUCGCUACCUGCAAAGUAACGUCGGUGCGGAAAAGAUCAUGAUCAUCGGUUCGCUGGCCUGCACGCGUCAGCUCUGGCUGGUCGAACGGUUCCUGCUGUGGUCGCUCAACAGCACCUCCGGUGUGCGCAAGCAGGACGCAACGAUCCUGUUCAGCAGCGUUUCCCGCAACGAUGCAGGCUUCAACGCAGCGAAAAACUUUUUCCUAACCCGUGCGGAUGAGAUUUAUGAUUACUUGAGCCCGGACACUUCGCGGCUGUCGCGCUAUAUUAAACCGCUCGCGGAACAAAUGUUCUCUGCCCAGGAGGUACAGGAACUGAACGAAUUGAUAAAGAAAAAGACAGCACUGUUCGAGAAGGCAAACCAAGGCGUGAAGCAAGCGCUGGAAACGGCACAAACGAACAAUAAGUGGGCUGAGACUAAUAUCAACAAGAUGGAACGCUUACUGCCGAUGUUAACUUCUCGUUCCGCCUCGGACCAUCUGCUAAAUUUAAUAGAUAACUUCUAA
Molecule: messenger RNA, 2868 nt
Organism: Anopheles maculipalpis
Lineage: Eukaryota; Metazoa; Arthropoda; Insecta; Diptera; Culicidae
Product: aminopeptidase N-like
Exons: 3
Coding region: 1-2868 (955 amino acids)
Biological process (GO): proteolysis; peptide catabolic process
Cellular component (GO): cytoplasm
Molecular function (GO): zinc ion binding; peptide binding; metalloaminopeptidase activity
Source: RefSeq, a predicted model, not a curated record